Orussus abietinus is the source of this 2846-nucleotide messenger RNA. RefSeq lists its product as uncharacterized. The transcript has 8 exons. The record is from RefSeq and is a predicted model, not a curated record. The coding region runs from base 579 to 2276 and encodes 565 amino acids. NCBI's taxonomy places the organism in Eukaryota, Metazoa, Arthropoda, Insecta, Hymenoptera, Orussidae.
UCCGUAAGGUAUGAAGUACGUUUACCAAGAUAUUUUAUUUUUUACCCGAACGGAAAUAGUUCAUAUCAAAACUUAAUUAUUGCUGCACGUAUUAUCGCGACAGAACUAAUGAAAAAUGGCUAUUUCUUUGGAAUUUCUGUAUUUAGAAAGUAUUAAUCGUGGAUGUAUGUGUGAAUUAGCCGUCUGUGACUUCGACUUAAAAAGUAAAUGCGUUCGAAUGUAAUUGGAAUAAAUAGAAGCACAUAGUUAUAAUGUCAUGAAAAAUAUGUACGAGAACAGGUACAUUUUUUGUCAAACCUUAUCUUAUACUUGAUAUUUGCGUAUCGUGUAAAUAAGGGAGGAUCGUAGACGUAAUGCAAUUCUUGGUUUAUUGUCAAGGAAGAUUCUACACGGACCUUUAUAAUUUUCACUAUUCCUUUUCAGAUGCUUCACGUUGCUUAAUGUACUCGAGAAAAAACAACUGAUGCCUCAUUGUUGCAUUUGUUAUUCGUCCUCAUGGAGACCUAUUCCGUUUAUGAUCGCUGUCCAGUCGUUUCUCGAGGAUACCAAAGAUACGUGUUUUUCGAUCUUGGUGGUGCAUGUAUGAAACGGAUUAUCCAGAAUUUUGGAGAUCACAGCAUAUCAUCAUGAAAUCAUCCGUGAUCGCCAUGAAAUUCGCUGGGUUGAUGCUAGGAGUUAUUUCUGCGAUUGCGAUAGGAUGCCACGGAUUUGAGAUAGAAGUUCCAGAAGCGUCCGUACCGAUGAUGGCGGUACCGAUAGCUGCACCGGUACCAGCACAGGCUGCAGGAGCUUGGGAUAUAGCACCGCCCCCGAAUGCUGGCCAAAGUGUGUUUUUUGACCACAUUUUGAAUGGAAAGAUGCAGGUCACCGGAAUGGACAAGGUCUUGCAGGCGUCGGACACAAAAAAAUCUGCGAAGCAUGUAGACCAAGCCGUUCCUGAAGAGCCACAGCGAGAAAAGAGAUCCGAUGCCAUGGUGCUGAGGUUAAUCAACGUUAACCGAGCCUUGAAAUUUCCUCGCGACAUCAGGGAACUCGCUCCUUUAGAAGAGCUUCAGGCGGGUCCUUCGAAGGGCAUUAACACUACACCGAAAAACGUCGUGCUGAUAUUCGUGAACGAGACGGAACAGGAUCAUCAGAGCUUCUGGUCGGAUUUCAGAGCCAAGCAUUCCUUCCCCGUCCAAAGUCUGCUGCAAAGUUGUCAAUCCUCCGAACUAUCUCCUGUGAAGUUAUCACCGGACGAAAUAAUAUUCGGCAGGGACAAGAAGGAUUGUGCAUGUGAUCAUUUCCUAAAAACAAAUGUCAGCGGUCUUUUGUCUUGGGCUCAUCAUGUAAAAAAUAUGAAAACAGGAACAGUUUCGGCCACAAACUUUAGUGAUCCAUCCGCCUUGGGUUACGAAGGGUCGAUCACCGCCAUCAAGAAGAUAGAUGAAACCAGUGUCAAGUCAGAAGUAGAAACAUCGAAGUCUGAGCUUCUUGAAAGUUGGCACAUGGUCGAUUUGAAUAAACAGCAAACCGAUUUACCACUGUCUCCUUCAGAAACGACUCCACCCAAUAUUCAACAGUUUGGAGGCACCAAUGAUGGCAUGUGGGACGUCUUCGACAUGUUCUCCAAAAUCAGAUCGGCUUUCUUCCGCACGUUGUUAGACUCCCUCGGUGGAAACCUCGGUGGCCCUGAAGAUGAAUUUUCCCCACGAAGGCCAUUCCCUCUUCAACCCAGUUUGAUAGACUUGGUUGGUGACACCGUUAAAGAAUUAAAGGCAGUUUCGGGCGAUGAAGGAUACAUGCUGGUCGCAGUUACACAAGCUUAUCAAUUAUCCCCCGUGGUCGAUCUUAUUCAGCGCGAGGAUCUUGAAAAUACGCUGCUGGUCGUAUCAGGAAUCUGUUCGUAUCAAAAGAAGCCGGUGCCAUUCUUCGCGAGUGGUCCAGGUUCCAAGGCGUUGUUUGAAAUAAGGACAAUGUGGGAUCUUGUUGGAGCUAUAAAAAAUUCUAUUACCGGCGGCUGUCCUGGAUUGGGAUGUAAAAACCGACGACACGACAUCAUGUCAUUGCCGAGUGGUAUUUUGAUGUCCUUAAUAGAUGAUAAUUCACCCAGCAAGAAACGUAUUAUCAGGAAGGACGAUAAUGGAGAUUCGGAGGAGUCAGGUGGAAAUGGCAAUACCACCUCGGAAUCUCCCAAAAACACGGGUGGUGCCAAUGGCAUAUUGCCAAUGGACUCUAUCACAUUACUUUUUGGUGCUGUAACGUCCGUCGUUACGUCUCUUAUCCUUAAACCUUAAGAAUCGCUUGAUGUUGCUUCCCUCGUUCAUCGGUCAAGUGCAAACGCAUCUCUCUUCUAAUUGCGCCUGGCACCUUUUGAUGAUUUUAACAACAAAAUUCCAGUGAACAAUUCAAGUUAAUCUAAAAUAUCCUUUCGUCCACGUAUUACUCAAAAACUACGGCAAGAUCCUUCGAUUGGUAAACAUUUAUCAUGUUUCGUUUAUUUGGAGCUUAACGUCGGAUAGCCAUAUUAAUAGACUUCGUUUGGUUGAUGGUAAUCCUAUGGUAAAAUACCCCCAACUUGAUAAAAAGUCUAAAGAUAUUACUGAUGUUGAAAUUCUCGUCGAAUGGUCUAUGUGUGUUUCAAUUGGUGAUUCAUUUUGCGAAACGUCGAUCGUGGAUGCUUGAACGUACAAAACUUUCAACGAAUUGGAUUAGCUGAGUCAAAACAGUGUCGGCUUUCAGUUUUUGGAUCUGUUGCUCAGGAUCUACUUGCAAGGUUUCAAGUAAAAUUAUUGCCGACCAAAGACUUAGGCUACAUCGACCUCUGAAGCUUCGUACGGUUGCAACCUGCGAUUUCGAUUUGAAAA